Messenger RNA from Diabrotica balteata, 6181 nucleotides. NCBI's taxonomy places the organism in Eukaryota, Metazoa, Arthropoda, Insecta, Coleoptera, Chrysomelidae. The record is from the annotation of a GenBank genome assembly.
AGUGUGUCAUGGCCUCCGGAUGGUCCGUAAGAAUCAAAGUGGAAAAUCGCCAAAAAAAUCACGAAAAAGUGACCCUGAUGCGUCCCACAGUAAUGUGAUGUUUACUUCUUACUCAACAACAUCUGUUCAUAAACGAAAUUUGUGUAUAGUUUCUUUUCCCAUAAUAUUUUUAUUUAACGUUUUACGUUCUCUUCUUUAUCAAAUUUUUGUUAUCUUACGUUUUGUUUACUGCAGUUCUUCCACUUAUUUUGUUCGUCAUCAGAUAGCUGAUUGUGAGAAUGGUGAAAGGAAUAAUUGUGUAGUUAUCGAAGAAGUUUCUGAAAUGGCACAAGCAAAAAGUACAGGUCCGGGUCCAGGUGAUCCUUUGUUAGCUAAACAAAAACACCAUCACAGAAGAGCCUUUGAAUAUAUUUCUAGAGCCUUGAAAAUCGACGAGGAAAACGAAGGUCAGAAAGAGCUUGCUAUUGAUUUGUACCGUAAGGGAAUCACAGAACUAGAGCUGGGUAUUGCAGUACAAUGUUGGGGUGGCCGGGGAGAAGUUUGGGAGAGAGCUCAAAGAUUGCAUGAAAAAAUGAAGACAAACCUAGCCAUGGCCAAGGACAGAUUACAGUUUUUAGAAAGCAUGGAUAGGUUACAUAAUUUGGAAGUAAAUCAACCCCAGGACACCCCUAAAUACUCAUGCAAUAUCCCUGCACCCAAAACUAAUGUCUCUAAACCAGGUACAAAUCCUACACAAUUUAGCAAGCUUUUUGGCUCUUUAACUGCUUUGCUGGAUAACACAACUUCAGGAAAAAAACUAACGGUAGCUAGCAAACGUCCCGCAAAUUCUCCAUUAUCGAAAAGUUUAACAUUACCGCGAUCGAUGGGUUCUCGUAACACUCCAGUUCAACCAGUGCGUCCAUUCAACAAGAUAUCAUCAACCCCGCCGGCCGUCAAAAAACAGUUGUCUGUUCCAGGAAACGCCGGAUCUCCGGCCAGAAAAGUCAACAGUGGAAACAACAUCAAUGGAGCUGCCGGUACAAGUAAGCAAGGACAACGAGUCAGAUCACCAUCGCUUCGCGGGGUGGAUCCGAAGCUAGCUCAUGCCAUUCUAGACGAAAUAGUAGAAGGAGGACCGGCAAUCCAGUGGGAAGAUAUUGUCGGCCAAGAUAAUGCCAAACAGGCUCUUCAAGAAAUGGUAAUCUUGCCUUCUUUACGACCCGAAUUAUUUACAGGACUGAGAACACCCGCGAGAGGUUUGUUACUGUUUGGACCUCCAGGCAAUGGAAAGACGUUGCUCGCCAGAGCGGUAGCUACUGAGUGUCAGGCCACAUUUUUCUCAAUUAGUGCAGCGAGUUUGACAUCAAAAUACGUCGGAGACGGAGAAAAAAUGGUGCGUGCGUUAUUUGCGAUCGCUAGAGAACUCCAGCCUUCCAUUAUUUUUAUAGAUGAAGUAGAUUCUUUGUUAUCGGAAAGAUCAAAUAAUGAACAUGAAGCUAGUAGGAGAUUGAAAACGGAAUUUUUGGUGGAGUUUGAUGGAUUACCUAGUAAUCCAGAAAGUGAAAAGGUGCUCGUGAUGGCAGCAACAAACAGACCGCAAGAGUUAGACGAAGCCGCGCUUCGGCGAUUUCCGAAGAGGGUCUAUGUGAGCUUGCCCAAUUUAGAAACAAGAGCUAAGCUGCUUAAGAAAUUAUUGGCAAAACAGGGUUGUACAUUAACGCAACAAGAAUUAAAAAGGUUGGCGACAUUGACUGAAGGUUACUCAGGUAGUGAUCUGACUGCUCUUGCCAAAGAUGCCGCCCUCGGUCCCAUUAGGGAAUUACAGCCGGAACAAGUUAAACAAAUGGAUCCAAACGCUGUCAGAAGCAUAACAAUAAACGACUUUUUGGAUUCGCUAAAACGUAUUAGACGUAGCGUGUCACCGCAGAGCCUUGUAGCUUAUGAGAAGUGGUCGUUACAAUAUGGCGAUGUUUCUAUAUAAAGAAGUCACAUUCCUUUGAUAUUCACAACAAAAAGACAGUUAUUUUAAAAGAUCUCACGCUACAUAUUUGGGAGUUUUUAACGCAAAAUUAUAAUUAACAUUAUUUUGUGUUGCAUCAGAAUAUUAGUUCAUUUCAAUACUAGAUUGUAUCUCAUAUCAUAACUAAUCCACCUAGUGCAUGUACCUGUAUAGUUUUGGUUUUAGUAGAACUGGAAACAGCUUCUAUUCUAUUUACAUCUGAAACACUUACCUAAGAUUUCACACAUUUCAACAAAUUAUCCACCGUAAUGAACUUUUCUUUGGAACAAAAAAAAAACUUUAUUCAGGGAAACGAAAGUAUAAACCUUAAGUUUCUUUUAAGGUUCACAAUGUAGGAGUUCUGGCUUUAUACUUCAUCUUUUUCAAGACCAUAUAUUUUUUCAUUAAAUCUUGAAGCUACGGAGCCAUUUAUUCCUUUUAUACGAUUGUUUUACGGUUUUAUGUUAGCGAGGUAGGAACAUUUUUGAAAGAUACUAUUCGGCCAGUGCCGAAUAUUUAUACUCAUUAGCAACUCCACCCGUUAAGAGGAGCAUGGUGGAAAGUCUAUACAAUAGUACUUUCACAUUCAACCUCCACUGCCUCUUGUCUAUUGUAUUUACUCUACUACUCUGCUCCAAAACUGCAACAUGUUUGUUGCGUUUUUCCGUUAACUCUACAUUUUUUUUCUCUGAUCACUGUAGCAAUGGAGCAUUUACAAGUUUCCAAUCUUUCCCGUUAUGGAUCACCAAUCAGUUUCACCAGCACAUUCACUGUAAUCCUGUCACCUAUUUAUUUGAAGAGAAUUUUAAUUUUUUAUAGGGCUCAAUUCUAAUUUUGCUUUUUCUCUACUAUAUAUUUUUUACCUUAAAAUAUCUCCAUAAUUGUUCCUAUAAUUUAUUUUUUCUCUUUCUACUUGACUAGUGUUUAUUCUAAUGAUGGGUUAUUAGAACUAACUAAUUUUAUCGUUUUCGGUCUAUUUUAUUUAAACUCACCAGCACAAUUAACCCACCUUGUAUUUCUUUAAAUUUGCAGAAAUUGCCAAUCUUGGAACACAUUUUGUGAAAGUUAUGGUGAAAACUACCUUUGAGAAAAAGAAAACAAUAAAAUUAUUGAAAAAAAGUCGUUUAUCAAGGGAUGCGUAGCAAAAAUCCAAUGUUUGAAAAUCUUCGAAGGAAAUUCAAACAAUUUUGAAAAUCAUGGUCUAAUUUAAAAAAAUAUAAGUACUAAUAAAGGCCGUCUCUGGCCCUUAGGACUUUUUGGAGCUGAUUCGGAAAUCCUUUCAUGAUAUCCUGGAUAUCUGAUUGUGAGAUAUUGUGCCACUCCUCUACCGCAGCCGUCUUGACUGCGUUUGAAUCAUGAUGAAACUUGAAUCACGACCUCAUUAUGGUACUCACAGGUGGAUCUUGAGGUAUUGCAACGUGCAUUGUCAUGCAUUAAUCCAAAGUGUUCACCAAUGAACGGGCGAAAGGCAUGCCAUGGUCUUCUGGAUAACUUCUUCCACGUAUCUAUGAGCAUUCACACUGCCUCUAUCGAACACAACAAGAUCAGUACGAGUUUCGUAAGAGGUACCUCCCCAAAUUAUUAUUGACCCUACUCGGUAAGCCACUGUUUCGGUUAUAGUGCACGUAGGAAACCUUUCAUUUUGACGCUGACGUUCAUCUGGACCUCUUAGGGCUAUUCUACUUUCAUCUGAGAACAGUAUGUUCUUCCAUUCCGCCACAAUCGUCAGCAUAAUCUCGCGCAAAACAAAGUCUAACUCUACGGUGUUGUGGGAGCAGUUAUGGGGCGCGAACUGGACGGAAAGCCUUCAAAUUUUUUUCUGACAGUCUUCUAAUGGUACGUUCACUCACACUAACAUUUCUCACCUCAAAAAGACGCGUAGGAACUUCGGGAGCCGUGCAAAAGCGAUUUCUCAACACGUUGCUGACAAUGAAGCGGUCAUCUUGAAUUGCAGUACAUAGAUGUCGGCCUCGAUCUGGCCUGAGGGUAUAUGAACCUGUCUCUCGAAAUUCCUGUACCCAGCAUCAGCUAAAACCACUGCCCUAGCUGCAUCAGUUGCAAAGAGUGGCAUUUUUUAUAACCACAAACAAUAAUCAAACCGUAAAAUCUCAAAUUAAACAAUAGUCCCACACUAUGACAUAAAAUAACAGCAAAUGUUAACUAGGUAACACAAUUGCAACAAUGUCGUUCAACGAUUAGAUUCCAAAAACCCUUCAGUGACAUAAAUUUAGGAAAUAAACUGAAUAGUGUUUCAUUUUUGCCAAUGUACCCACUCGACAGAGCACGAAACAGUUGAUAAGCCAUAGUUAAUGUAAAUAAACAGGGUUAAUUGUUCCGGUGAGGUAUUUUAAAACAAUUUUUUUGGUAAUAUAAAAUUUCUGUAGUGAUCUACAAUACUGCUAGCACAUUGCAGGAAGGCCUUGCUAUUUAACAAAUAAUAGGUACCGUGUUAAAUGUUACUAUCCUAAAUUAUUAAUAUCGUUUAGUUUUCUUAAUGUCUUUAUUGGAUUUUUAGUUUGUUUAGGGUUUAUUCAAUUUUUUAUUUUAAAAAUAUUAGUAUCGGAUUUUUCAUUCUAUGUUGUCAGGUGUAGCCUCUGGCAAGUUCAGAACAAUUUAAAUAUCUGUUAAUAUACUACUUACAAUGCCACUUAUAUAUUUUCAGACAUGUUAAAAUGACAAUUUAAAGGUUAGAUAAAAUAUAAUAUUUAAUUUUGCUUUUGCAAACGCUUACUACGUUAGCUACGUGUUAUUUUAAUUAAUUUUACUUAUUUAAACUGACCAUAAGAGUACCUGAUUCAUUUUAGAAAAUCUUGUAAAUAAAACAGUUUCAUUCACAGUCGUGAAUAAAACAGUCGAUACACGUACCGCUUUACAUUAAAAAAUAUUUAUUUGUUUAUUUUCUACGGAAAAUUUUUCCGAUUGAAUCUAAAAAUUUAGAGGCUUUUUUGUGGCUGCUGAUCUAAGUACCUGACGAUAAUUUUAUAAAGAAAAUAAGAAAUAAAAAAGAAAAUAAGUAGUUGAAAAAAAUUUUUCUCUCAAAAUAGGUUAAUUUCUGAAUUAAGUUAGAAAACCACGCCCAUGAUCAAAUUUCCUCAAUGAUACCACAAACAACUUCUCAAAGUUCUCUAAACGUCGUAACGAGCUGACUGUUAAAGUCCAAGCUUCCACGCCGUAUAGUAGUACACUAUAUACAUAACAUUUUAUCAUGCGGUAUCGUAAGGACAAAUCAAGAUUACGGGUAGUGAGUAACUGUCGCAUCUUUAAGAAGGUGUUUCUUGUCUGUUCUAUUCUACAUUUAACCUUUUGUUCUUGGUCUAAGGUUUCAUGUAUCCAACAGCCUAGAUACUUAAACUUUUUCACUUGUUCAACUAGAUUGUUAUUGACUAGUAUGUUUAUAACUGGAGGUUAAUCAACAAAAUAAAACUACAUAAAUUCAAACACAAGUUUAAAUGUUAUGUUAUUUUGAGCUUUUUAGUCAUUUAAAGAUUAGUAUUUACAAAUAGAAAGUUUUUAAUCAAUUUUAAUGAAUAUACGCUCCGAUUACUAAUGUUUUUUCAAUUCUUUUUUUUUUAAUUAAAGAAGUUUGCAACAGUGAAUAUAUUUCAACUAUUAUUAAGGUGUGGCAGGAAUUUUUGUGUUGUGUGUUUCCUACAUUGACUCUGUCAAGAAAUAUAUUCACCAAGUACAACACAAAAACCAAAAAAUAAACCAAAUUAAGGACAAACUGUUAGAUAAAAUCCGACACUGAUAUUGAUACUGGAUUAAAAUUAUAAAAGAUGCUUACUUUUCACAGUAAGACAAUUAUACAUUAAAAACACCCUGUACUUGUAAGUAGCGUAAUAUCUUUGAGAAUACUCACGUAUAGGUUGAUUGCAUUUUUAUUUAUCUGUGAUAAGUAUUACGUAUUUUCCUUUAAUGUUAUUUAAUAUUUCGUUUAUAUUUCACGUAUAUAGGAUAGGAGUUUUAAGCUAGAUUUUUGUUAUGUUUGAAUUUUAGUUAUCAAAUGUAGGUUAGCUUACAAGUCGUAUAUAAUAGCUAGUUGGUGUAGCUUAAUACACAUUGUUUUUAGAAGAUAUUUUGGUUCAAACACUUAGUUUGGGAUGUCUUUGGAUCAAACAGCUAAUUUAACUUAUAUCCAAAUUUGGAAAAACGCUUUUUUGAAGAAUGUUUGUAUUUUCAUUGUAUAAUAAAUCUUUUUAAAUC